This is a messenger RNA of Triticum turgidum subsp. durum (durum wheat), 717 nucleotides long. The record is from the annotation of a GenBank genome assembly. NCBI's taxonomy places the organism in Eukaryota, Viridiplantae, Streptophyta, Magnoliopsida, Poales, Poaceae.
AUGCAAGUUCCGGAAUACUUCGUGUGCAACCCUGCGACCGACAAGAUCUGGGCAGUGCUGCCUGCGCUUGAUGUGCCAGAGCCUCAAGUUCCCUACAUCUACAUGGUGGGCCAACAUGUAACCUGGAGCUGCAAGUUCUGUUUGUGUUUCAACCCCGCCGUUCCCUCUCGCUUCGUGGUUUUCGCGUUCGUUGAGAGAGGCCACACCAUAGUGGCAGUAAGGGUCUACUCAUCCGAUACCGGAGAAUGGAUUUCCACAGAGAGCGGUGGCCAUAUCGUGGCAUAUGGUGUGGACACGGACGGGGAUACUUGGAGGAGAAUUCCAAUGCCACCCGAAGCUCAUUUUUCUUUCAUUGGGCACUCUCAGGGACACUUAUACGGUAUGGGCAUAGAGCAUGUUAAUGAUUGCGUGCUAUCGGUUUGGGCUCUCAAGGAUUAUCCCAGUGGAAAGUGGACCUUAAAACAUACUGCCAGCAUCUUGAAACUGCUAGGAAGGUCUUAUCGUGAGCUCGGUGAACAAUAUAUGGUGGCUGCGGUCCAUCCAGAAUGUAACCUGAUCUUCCUUGUUGGUUGGAUGAGAUCGCAAGAGACACUUAUGUCGUAUGAUAUGGAUAGUCAGAAACUGAACGUUAUCUGCACUCUUGACGAUUACCACAUGUCAACGCUCCGACCUUACAUUCCCUGCUUUGCGGAAUGGCCGCCGUCAGAUGCUCACUGA